Messenger RNA from Sclerotinia trifoliorum, 2011 nucleotides. The record is from the annotation of a GenBank genome assembly. NCBI's taxonomy places the organism in Eukaryota, Fungi, Ascomycota, Leotiomycetes, Helotiales, Sclerotiniaceae.
AUGCAUCCUGGUCUUGAAAUGAAUCCUAGAUGCGAAUUGGAACCCACUAUCUACCAUUUCAUAUAAAAAGACGAUGAAUUCCGAUUCUUGACGAUGGAAUGCUUCAGCUGUCGAUUCUUGAUUUCAAUUGUUAUCAUGUUUUCUUUAACUGUUUGGUUCAGCAUUCUGUCAAUUGCGGGCGCUGUCCCAGGUGCUCAUUCUCCUCGUGCUACCCCGGCUCCAUAUUAUAAUCCUCAGUCAAGCACGGGAUCUCAUGGUGCGAGUUGGAUAAACUACACUGCGGUGCCAGGAUUCUUCUUACAAGAUGAAGCAACAACAGAUCCAUCGAUUUUUGAUUAUGUAUGUAUUUCCUAUGUCCCUCAUCAUUCGAGAUACACUUCAAUUUUAGAAUUCAUCCCAUCACACACGUAUUGAGCCUUGCCAAGCUAAUCGCAAAUACAGACUCAAUGGAACUUUGGUCUCAUUAACCGAACUUAUUCCACCGACUCUCACGUCUCAAAAAAUGAAACCCAAUGGCGAAAAUUUGAGAAGUAUGUUACUUCUUUGAACAAGAACUCACCGAAGAAUGUGAAUUAUAAGGUCCUGUUCAUGGGUAGACAUGGGGAAGGAUUUCACAAUGCUGCUGAGACUUAUUAUGGAACUCCUGCUGUAAGUUACUGCGAUUGAGAAAUGUAUUUAUAGAUAGAUUGCUAAUGAUGAAUGUAGUGGAAUGUACGUGCUUCUUUUGAGUAGAGAAUAUGCUUUGCGGCAUGUAACUGAUGACUUUAGUGUUAUUAUUCCUUGAUCGAUGGUAAUGCAACCGUCACCGUAAGUGGACUCCUCUGAAUAUAUGAAGUGAAGUUAACAUCCUCUAGUGGGCCGACGCACAUUUAAAUUCCAAUGGAAUCGCUCAGGCCCAAAAAGCCGCCGACUACUGGCUUUCGCGCAUCCAGCUCCAAAACAUCCCGCCCCCGCAGUCCUACUACACCUCUCCUCUCUAUCGCUGUCUUGAAACUGCAAACGUAACCUUUUCCACUCUUCCUCUUCCUAAAUCUCGUUCUUUCAAACCCUUAAUUAAAGAACUUUUCCGGGAAGGUAUCUCCGGCCAUACUUGUGAUCGAAGAAGUAACCGAACAUUCAUCCAUGAAUCCUUUCCCUCGUAUAAAAUCGAGAAAGGAUUCUCAGAAAAUGAUCUACUUUGGAAGGAACUUGAGGGUGAAGUUGCCAUUGAUCAGGAUAUUAGAAGUAAGAAGGUUUUGGAUGAGGUUUUCAAGAGUGAUGAUAAUACUUGGUUGAGUAUUACAAGUCAUUCAGGGGAAAUUUCUAGUAUUUUGAGAGGUAUGUUUUGUCGUUUUGAUCGUAUUUCGAGCUCUCUUUCAUGUGAUUCUGUACUGCAAUCACUCAGUGUUCUCUUGACAGCGGAUAGCAAGAUGGUCAUGGAUUGGCUAGAACCCUGCUGUCGAUGGAUGAAACACAUAUUCCAGACUGUACCUGACAAUAUCGCUUGACUCAGGUCCUAUCCUUUCUCAUUUCGAAGUAUAACACUUCACUAACUUUAAAUAACACAGUCCUAAAUCACCAAGUCUUCAGAUUAACAACCGGAGCCAUCAUACCCGUCCUCGUAAAAGCAGAGACGAUCCCAGGAAACGCAACAUCGACGUCUUAUCUACCAGUGAGUAUUUCUCUUUAACUCCCAUUAGCAAUUAUUGUAUUACUUGCAAUAAUCUUUCGCGCUGAUGCUGAUGAUAAUGAAUCUAUUGCAGUGGACAACGAUAUCAACAUGUACCAGCCCUCCAGCCAACACGGCUACCUCAUAAGACGAAAGAACGCCAAAUGAAGCCAACUGAAGCCGAAGAAAGAAUAGAAAUGUCUUCUUGGUAAAAUCAUUCAUUUAUGAUAGCUAAUUACUGGUCCAAUCAUUCUUAAUACCGAAAUUUGUUCCCCUCUGAUGACUUUCCUUUCCGGUUUCAAGUGGAAGAUCUAUCGCUAGUAUUCCAAACAUCUUACAAAAUUUGCUGGAUUUGGGCACUAU